UACGCUUAUAGACAAGUCAUUGCAGAGAAGGACGCGUUCGGUGGUCAGACGCUUUUGCGGCGAAUGACAGACUUGCUUGUAGUCCCCCGUCUCCGUCGUGCAACCAUCGCCUCAUCUUGGAUAGUAAUCUCGCAACAGUUUAGCGGAAUCAACAUUAUGGCGUUUUACUCUUCGACAAUCUUUGAGCAAGCUGGAUACUCCGCCCGACAAUGUCUCCUCGCCUCUAUGGGAUUCGGCCUCGUCAUGUUCGUCUUCGCCUUCCCGGCGGUGUACAUGAUGGAUACUUUCGGUCGGAGAAAUCUCCUCCUGAUCACCUUUCCCAACAUGGCUUGGUGUCUGUUGGCUUCGGGCCUUUGUUUCCUUAUCGAUCAAGGAUCAAGUGCGAGAGUACCGCUCAUUGCAUUCUUCAUCUAUCUAUUCACAGCGAUGUACGGGCCAGGCAUGGGUCCUCUCCCAUCCAUUUACUUUUCAGAGGCCUUCCCUCUGUCUCAUCGGGAGAUCGGCUCAGCAUUUACGAUCUGCGUGAACAAUGCGGUUGGUAGUGCGCUCACUUUGACCUUCCCCGAACUUCUGCAUAAGAUUGGACCGACCGGGGCAUUUUGCUUCUAUGCCGGUCUCAACCUACUCGCUUUCAUCGUCAUCUUCUUCCUCAUUCCAGAGACCAAACAACGGACACUGGAAGAGCUAAACUACAUUUUUGGAGUCCCCACACGUCGCCAUGCUGCCUAUCAGGUCCGUACAUGGCUACCAUGGUUAGUGAGGAGAUAUAUUCUUUUACAGAGAAACGCUGAGCUCGAGCCACUUUACCAUCUCGAGUGA
This is a messenger RNA of Colletotrichum godetiae, 819 nucleotides long. RefSeq lists its product as uncharacterized. Gene Ontology annotation, biological process: transmembrane transport. NCBI's taxonomy places the organism in Eukaryota, Fungi, Ascomycota, Sordariomycetes, Glomerellales, Glomerellaceae. The annotation marks the transcript as partial. The transcript is spliced from 3 exons. The record is from RefSeq and is a predicted model, not a curated record. Gene Ontology annotation, molecular function: transmembrane transporter activity. Gene Ontology annotation, cellular component: membrane.